This is a messenger RNA of Misgurnus anguillicaudatus (oriental weatherfish), 2450 nucleotides long. The record is from RefSeq and is a predicted model, not a curated record. Lineage: Eukaryota; Metazoa; Chordata; Actinopteri; Cypriniformes; Cobitidae.
GAAAUUUAACUUUUAAACAUCUGGUUUAUUUUUGUUGAUACAUAUUCUCAGAUAAAAUUAGAAGUUCAUAAUUACUUUUUGGUUUAUCUACCUCAUUUGUAAAAAUUUAUAUUAUUUGUUACAUGAUGAUGUCAUUUCCUGUUUGGUCACUUCCUGUCAGUUGUUCCUGGUCCUACUUGAAAACAUGAGACAGUCAUCGUGUGCUCUCACUUUCAAUCUAUUGCAUCCACUUUAAUACUUCAUAGAGGCAAUGCCUUUUCACCGCAACAUGUUUAUGAAAAGAGAGUGACAGUAAAUGAUCAACCUUACUACGACUCUGUCUUCAUUGGCUGUGGUUUAACUUGGUGUUUAGUCAGAGUUUCAACACACUGCACGAGAACACUAUAGUGAAAAGGCACCAUUUGAUGUUUAAAGUGGAUAAGAUGGCAGCAAACAGCAAGUCGUCUGUGUACAGCGCUAGAAGUGGCAAGUCAUCCACGUCAUCUACGAGCGCAGCUCACGCCCGGGCCAGAGCUGAAGCUGCUAAAGUAAGAGCAUCAUAUGCCAGCCAAGAGGCUAAGUUAAAAAUUGAAAAGGCUGCAAAAGAAGCUCAAAAUCAACUGGAAACUGUAAGAAUAGACACUGAGUUGGAAGUGCUAACGCUACAUAGAGAAGCUGAUGCAGCCGCAGUGGAGGCACAAGUGCUGGAAGAUGCUGAACUAUCAAUGCAUGCUGCAGUUGAAAGGGGAAGAUCUGAAUCAGAGAAAGUUAAAAUUGAACGUACAAGUGAAUAUGUCAAUUCUCAAAUCAACCUUCAGAGUCAUUCUCCCUCUCCAGUCUUAUCGGCCUUACCUGUCACUCCUCCAUCCCACAUUGACUCACAUAACAGCUUCAUAACAUGGAGUCCGCCUGUGAAAGACAUUUCACAUAAACAGUCUAUCCAUAAGCCAAAGUCUGAGAAAGCUGAUAGUAUGCACUUACCCUCAACAAACCUACCUGAUCUGUCUGCAGGUGCGAUGAAGUCUGAAGUCAGAAGCCCCAUCAUGAAUAUGCACGCAAAGUCAUAUGUCCCUCGAUACAUUCCUCAAGUUAACACGCCACCUCAAGCAGAGCCUUUGGCACAGUAUAUAGCACGACGGGACCUUGUUAAUUCAGGACUGUAUCAAUUUGAUGAUAAGCCCGAAAAUUAUCGGUCAUGGUAUUCUUCAUUCACCAGUGCAGCUCGUGAAGUUCACCUCACAGCAAGCCAAGAGUUAGACCUCAUGACUAAAUGGCUGGGAAAAGAAUCUGGCGAACAGGUGAAACGCAUCCGCUCAGUGUAUGUCAACAAUCCCAAUCUCGCUUUACACAAAGCAUGGGAGAGACUAUGUGAGUGCUAUGCUGCACCAGAAAUCAUUGAGCAGUCACUAUUUCAGAGGUUGGACAGCUUUCCUAGGAUUUCAGCAAAAGACCACACCAAAUUACGAGAACUUGGAGAUUUACUUAUGGAAAUCCAAGGUGCUAAAGAAGAUGGUUAUCUCACAGGUCUGUCAUACCUUGACACUUCACGCGGAAUUGGACCAAUUGUAGACAAGCUUCCAUAUGGGCUUCAGGACAAGUGGGUGAAUUCUGGUUCAUUCUACAAGGAAGAAAACUACGGUCAGUUUCCUCCCUUUGAGUAUUUCUGUAACUUUGUGUGCCAUGAGGCAAAGAAACGAAAUGACCCUAGCUUUAUGCAUCAAAGCAGUGCUACAGCACCCACAAAACCUGACAGAUCCAUUGUGAAGAGUUUCCAUACCAACAAACCCGUCUCAGUGCAUAAAACAAACGUGUAUGCGGUCAAUGACGACCCUAAUAAAAACUGUCCAUUGCACAAUAAACCACACCCCUUGAAAAAAUGCAGAACAUUCAGAAACAAACUCCUCGAUGACAGAAAGGCCUUCCUCAAGGAGAAAGGAAUAUGUUUCAAAUGCUGCUCUUCGGUUUCGCACCUCGCCAAAGAAUGCAAGUCUUCUGUGAAGUGCAUGGAAUGUGGCAGCACUAAUCAUGAUGCGGCCAUGCACCCAGGCCCAUCACCUCAAGCAGCUAAGGCUUCUUCACCACCACAAGAGGAUGGCGGGGAGGGAGAAGAUGGUUCUAACACGGCUCUUGUCAGCACAAGCUGCACAGAAGUUUGUGGUCAAGGUCAGUGGAGCCGCUCAUGCUCAAAAAUCUGCCUUGUGAAGAUAUACCCCAAGGGUUCCAAAGACUUGGCCAUCAAAGCCUACGUAAUUCUGGAUGAUCAAAGCAAUUGUUCAUUAGCUAGACCAGAGUUCUUUGAGCUGUUCAACGUGGAGAGCAAACCAUUUUCAUUUAAUCUCAGAACUUGCUCUGGCAUUAUAGAAACAUCUGUGCAGUUCUACACCAGCCCCAUCUUCAAAACAUUGCCAAGCACAUUCCAGAACUGGAACCAGAAGCAGAAAUACUUCUGUUACUUGGAAGAGAUGUCAUAA